GUGGGCUGCAGAGUGCAGAGACGUUCUGACAACGUGAGUUUGUGUUGAUCUUUUUUGUCCAACGUGCUUUUUGUCACAAGUCGGCGUAUCCGUGUAAAGAGCAGCAGAUGAAGCUUUGAGCAUGGCUCUCAAUCGGUCCAUGCAUCCUCGGAACCGGUAUAAGGACAAGCCUCCGGACUUUGCUUACCUGGCUUCAAAAUACCCGGACUUCCAGCAGCACGUGCACACCAGCCUGGCAGGGAGACCUGUCGUGAACUUCAAAGAGCCGGAGGCGGUGCGGGCGCUGACCUGCACCCUGCUGAAGGAGGACUUCGGCCUGACCAUCCAGAUCCCCCUGGAGCGCCUCAUCCCCACCGUGCCGCUCCGCCUCAACUACAUCCACUGGGUGGAGGACCUGACCGACGGCCAGAAGCAGCCGCGCCGCGGCAUUGACAUCGGCACCGGGGCGUCCUGCAUCUACCCCCUGCUGGGGGCCACCAUGAACGGCUGGUACUUCUUGGCCACGGAGGUGGACGACAUCUGCUUCGACUACGCCACCAAAAACGUGGAGCAGAACAAUCUGUCGGAGCUCGUUAAAGUGGUCAAAGUCCCGCAGAAGACGCUGCUGAUGGACGCCUUGAAGGAGGAGACGGAGAUCGUCUACGACUUCUGCAUGUGCAACCCGCCUUUCUUCGCCAACCAGCUGGAAGCCAAGGGGGUGAACUCCAGGAACUCGCGGCGGCCCCCCCCCAGCUCGGUGAACACGGGCGGGGUGACGGAGAUCAUGGCGGAGGGCGGGGAGCUGGAGUUCGUCAAGAGGAUCAUCCACGACAGCCUGCAGCUGAAGAAGCGCCUUCGGUGGUACAGCUGCAUGUUGGGUAAGAAGUGCAGCCUGGCGCCUUUGAAAGAGGAGCUGAGGAAGCAAGGGGUCCCUAAAGUGACCCACACGGAGUUCUGCCAGGGCCGGACCAUGCGCUGGGCGCUGGCCUGGAGCUUCUAUGACGACGUCAGCGUGCCGUCUCCUCCCAGUAAGAAGCGGAAGCUGGAGAAGUCCCGGAAGCCGCUGUCCUUCACGGUGCCGGAGGCGGGAGUGAAGGAACUCCAGGCCAAGGCGGCGGCGGCGGGCUGCAGCGGACCGGUGGACACUGUGACGUCUCUGCUGGAGAAGACGCUCACCGAGCUGAAGGUGCUGCACAAGCGGCUGCCGUGCAGCACCGAGGAGCGGAGCCUGUUCCUGACAGCUGUGGAGAACACCUGGAUCCACGGCCGGCAGAAGAGACGAGAGCAGACGCGUCAGUUGCGAGAGCUUCCCAGAGCUCCCCACGGCGCUGGAGCCGCCGCCGCCACGCCUCCACCCGUCAUCAGCAGCAGCGCCGAGGCCAGGAGCUCCGCCACAACCGAGCCGAGCGAACAGGUGGAACCGACCGAGGGGGGAGAGGCGGACGCAGAACCACAGCGGGAGGACGAGUCUCUGUCGCCGCCCCCGCCCAGCCCCACCUCCACCCUCAACUUCCUGUUCAAGUGUCUGCUGAACGUGCAGAUGGAGGAGGCGGACGUGCUGGUGGAGCUGCACUGGGUGGACGGACAGAACAAAGACCUGAUGAACCAGCUGCGCACCUACCUGAACAACACGCUUCUGAGGUCCGUCUCCAAGUCCUGAACCGCCAGCACAGCUCCUCACGGCGCUGCGCCAGUUUUAAACUGUUUAUGGACUCGUCCGGAGAAGUUUUGAUAAACUGUGGAACAAUUAUGAAGCAGUUUUUAGUCCGGUUCUAUUUAGGUUUUACUGUGUUCACACUGUACACCAGUAUCGUGUCCCCAAAACUGUCAAAUUUUUGAAAUAAAUUUUUUUUUUUUUUAAAUUCUGACUGGUUUUGUUUUGAAUCGUCACAGUAUUUUACUAUUUGAGACUGAAAAGUGUCACCAGAUUAUCAGAUUUUUAUUUCUGAUCAAACCAGUGCAACUUUGUUACACUGAGAAAAAUAAAUCUAACUGAAAUCAAUCUACCAAUAAAUCUCAUACAAAAAUAUUCUUCUCAUCAAAUAUGUAAAACUUAUGAAAGUGAAAAAUAGUUGGGUUUUACU
Molecule: messenger RNA, 2063 nt
Organism: Salarias fasciatus (jewelled blenny)
Lineage: Eukaryota; Metazoa; Chordata; Actinopteri; Blenniiformes; Blenniidae
Gene: mettl16
Product: methyltransferase 16, N6-methyladenosine
Exons: 10
Coding region: 122-1639 (505 amino acids)
Biological process (GO): rRNA base methylation
Cellular component (GO): nucleus
Molecular function (GO): 23S rRNA (adenine(1618)-N(6))-methyltransferase activity
Source: RefSeq, a predicted model, not a curated record